AUGAUAAUACCCACAGCCACUACAUCAGGGACGAACUCGAGGCGAGGCGAGGGAAUUGAAACCCUCAUCUACCUCGCCUCAAGCCCAAACUCAAGGCGAUCAAUAAAUUAUGGAUCCAAUCCGACCGGUCUCUCGAGGGAGGUGGCAGCAGCUGUGGUGUUGGUGAUAUUUUUCCAGGUAGUGGGUGGUUUACGGAGUGGUGUAGUUUUGAAAAUGAGCUUAGACAACCGGAGCAGGAGCAGAAGCAGAAGUCGGAGCAGAAGCAGGAGCCGGAGCCCAAUGGAUCGUAAGAUGCGUACUGAACGGUAUUCUUACCGUGAUGCACCAUAUAGACGGGACUCACGUCGGGGUUUCAGUCAGAGUACUCUGUGCAAUAACUGCAAAAGGCCUGGUCAUUUUGCCAGAGAAUGCCCUAAUGUGGCCAUCUGUCACAAUUGUGGUCUUCCUGGGCAUAUUGCAUCGGAAUGCACGACGAAAUCUCUUUGCUGGAACUGUCGAGAACCUGGCCAUAUGGCUGGCAAUUGUCCUAAUGAGGGAAUCUGCCAUACUUGUGGUAAGGCAGGACACCGUGCAAGGGACUGCACUGCUCCACCAAUGCCACCUGGUGAUCUGAGGCUUUGCAAUAACUGCUUUAAGCAAGGCCAUAUGGCGGCUGAUUGUACAAAUGACAAGGCCUGCAAGAAUUGUAGGAAACCAGGUCAUCUCGCCCGUGAUUGUCAGAAUGAUCCUGUCUGCAAUUUGUGCAAUAUAUCUGGCCACGUGGCUAGAGAGUGCUCAAAGGGCAAUAUCCUUGAAGAGAGGGGUGGAUUUCGUGGAGGUGGAUACCGAGACAUUGUGUGUCGGAACUGCAACCAAGUAGGGCAUAUGGUUCGCGAUUGUAUUGCAAUGGCUAUAUGUCACAACUGUGGGGGAAGAGGACACAUGGCGUUUGAGUGUCCAUCUGGGAGGUUCAUGGACCGCUUUCCCAGAAGGGAUCUAAUUUUAGACCGUAACUGCUUGGAGAGACCAGAAGAUAUGGACACUGCUAGAAUAGUUUACACAGGUGAUGCCACAAAUACGGCUUCUGAUGCCACAGGGGAGACUGCAGCAGCUCUGGUUGUCGCGUCCAUUGCAUUCCCAUCAUUUGACCCUACAUACGCUGAGAUACUUUCGCAAACUUAUACUCGGGUUUUUCAUUUUACAAAUAGUUAUCGCGGGGCUUAUGGCAUAACUUGA
Fraxinus pennsylvanica is the source of this 1215-nucleotide messenger RNA. NCBI's taxonomy places the organism in Eukaryota, Viridiplantae, Streptophyta, Magnoliopsida, Lamiales, Oleaceae. The record is from the annotation of a GenBank genome assembly.